Messenger RNA from Notothenia coriiceps (black rockcod), 1045 nucleotides. It is a transcript of the gene slc16a10, whose product is annotated as solute carrier family 16 member 10. Gene Ontology annotation, biological process: transmembrane transport. Gene Ontology annotation, molecular function: transmembrane transporter activity. The record is from RefSeq and is a predicted model, not a curated record. Lineage: Eukaryota; Metazoa; Chordata; Actinopteri; Perciformes; Nototheniidae. The annotation marks the transcript as partial. Gene Ontology annotation, cellular component: basolateral plasma membrane. The transcript is spliced from 2 exons.
CGUGGGUGGGCUCCCUCUCCAUGGGGAUGAUCUUCUUCUGCUCUCCCAUCGUCAGCGUCUUCACCGACAUCCUCGGCUGCAGAGUAACGGCAGUGGGGGGGGCAGCUGUUGGGCUGGUUGGCCUGCUGGCCAGCUCAUUUGUCACGUCCCUGGGCCCCCUGUAUUUCACCUAUGGCAUUGUGUUCGCCUGUGGCUGCUCUUUCGCUUACCAGCCCAGCCUGGUCAUCCUGGGCCACUACUUCAAGAAGCGGCUGGGUCUGGUGAACGGCAUCGUGACGGCGGGCAGCAGCCUCUUCACCAUCACGCUGCCCUUCGUGCUGUCGGGUCUGCUAGAGCGGGUGGGCCUGCAGAACACCAUGAGGGUCCUCUGCAUCCUGAUGUUUGUGCUGAUGCUGGCUGGCUUCACCUACAGGCCCCUGCUGCCCGUCAAACCCGGCAACACCCGCACCGGCAGCCGCUUCCCCCCCAUGAGCAAGAUGUUCAACAUUCAUAUCUGGAAGUCUUUGGGAUAUCGCAUUUGGGCCUUCGGUAUCCCAGCAGCCCUCUACGGCUACUUUGUGCCUUAUGUUCACCUGGUGAGUUUGUUCUGCUCUCCUCUCUCUGUGCUGCAUACACACUGUGUGUUUCUGUGUUAUUGCUGGGUAUCAUUGCCACACUCUCUGGGCUAAAGGUCACUGAUGAUGAAAAACAGCACAUCAAUGCCAACAGAGGAAUACCAUGGUGUGAUUUCUCAGUAUCCUUAUCCCGUCUUUUGGAUGUGUUUAUUGGCACAAGGAAGGAAUUAGGGUUACCAAACGAGGGAGCUCCAACAACACAGAUGUCAAAAAACCACACUAGCAACCUGAGAUUUAUGAAAGUGAAAGAUGAGAGGAGGAGAAGUCUAAGCCCCAGCCUGCUGGCAUUUAACCAUGGUACGGAGUGUUACCAUGAGACGUGUACCUCAGAAUUCAGGGAAAGUCUCUGUCCAUUAGGAACAACUUUGUAAGAAAAAGACACUUUGAAAUCUUUUAUGCAAGAAACAACAAAGCAUGAUACCCCUGUUCUU